This is a messenger RNA of Ailuropoda melanoleuca (giant panda), 738 nucleotides long. It is a transcript of the gene PIGW, whose product is annotated as phosphatidylinositol glycan anchor biosynthesis class W. Gene Ontology annotation, biological process: protein localization to plasma membrane; GPI anchor biosynthetic process. Gene Ontology annotation, cellular component: endoplasmic reticulum; membrane. The record is from RefSeq and is a predicted model, not a curated record. Lineage: Eukaryota; Metazoa; Chordata; Mammalia; Carnivora; Ursidae. Gene Ontology annotation, molecular function: glucosaminyl-phosphatidylinositol O-acyltransferase activity. The annotation marks the transcript as partial. The transcript has a single exon.
AGAAGAUUUGCCAAAACUGAGCUCUAUGGGACAGGAGCAAUGGAUUUUGGAGUAGGAGGUUUUAUUUUUGGGACUGCAAUGGUUUGUCCAGAGGUUAGGAGAAAAUACACGGAAGGGUCCAGAUGUUAUUAUUUUACAAAGUCAUUGUACUCUGUUUGGCCAUUAGUCUUCCUAGGAGUAGGACGAUUAGUCAUUAUAAAAUCCAUAGGCUAUCAGGAACAUUUAACUGAGUAUGGAGUUCACUGGAACUUUUUCUUUACUUUAAUAGCUGUGAAAGUGUUAACAUCGCUGCUUUUGAUUAUUCUUCCUCUAAAUAAAUCCUGGACUGUGGCCAUCAGCAUUAUUGUGUUGUACCAGCUAGCCCUUGACUUUACCCCACUGAAAAGGUUAAUUUUGUAUGGCACUGAUGGUAGUGGUACAAGGAUUGGCUUAUUAAAUGCCAACCGAGAAGGAAUAAUCUCUACCUUGGGGUAUGUGGCAAUUCAUAUGGCUGGUGUGCAAACAGGGUCAUAUAUGCUUAAAAAAAGAUCACAUGUCAAAGAUUGGAUAAAAGGAACAUACUAUAUUCUGCUGACGGCUAUUUGCCUCUUCAUAACUCUCUACAUAGUUCAGGUAAAUGUAGAAGUGGUGUCUCGGAGAAUGGCCAAUUUAGCCUUUUGCAUUUGGAUAGUUGCUUCUAGCCUGAUCGUUCUUAGUAGUUUAUUACUGGGUGAUAUAAUUUUGAGUUUUGCCAAAUUU